Molecule: messenger RNA, 1017 nt
Organism: Entrophospora candida
Lineage: Eukaryota; Fungi; Glomeromycota; Glomeromycetes; Entrophosporales; Entrophosporaceae
Source: the annotation of a GenBank genome assembly
AUGAAGAACAACAAUUUAUUUUCAUUUUCGACAUGUAUAACGUCAGUGUUUAUGACACUUUUAAUAAUACAAAUACUAUCAAAAGCAGUAGUGGUAGUGGAGGCGUCAGACGGAGAUCAAUUACCAGAAUUUGAAGCGUGUGUUUCAGUCUGUUCACAAACUCAUUGCUCUUCCACCAGCGGUGGUGACAAAACAAAGGCUUUACCGUUAUCACUUAGACUAUUAUCUUGGAAUUGCGAGGAUAAUUGCAAAUAUGAAUGUAUGCAUCAAAUAACAGACAUUGCAUUAGAAACAAACAAUAUAAUUUAUCAAUUUUAUGGAAAAUGGCCUUUCUACAGGCUGCUUGGUAUCCAGGAACCAGCAAGUGUCCUUUUUAGUAUAUUGAAUGGAUUUGUUCAUUUUCAUUAUUUACCACUUUUUAUAAAUAAAAUCACUAAUAAAUAUUACAUGAAGAAAUAUUACAUAGCAUACUCACUAAUAAAUAUGAACAGUUGGUUAUGGUCAACAGUUUAUCACAGCAGAGAUUUAACUUUGACCGAACAACUAGAUUAUUACUUUGCCACUCUAGGAAUCUUCUACUCAACAUACUAUUCGAUUUUAAGAGUAUUCCAAAUCCGUAAUACCAAUUAUACCAUUAUCAUCACUUCAAUAUUCCUAAUUGGUUACCUGUAUCACGUAUUCUAUUUGCACUUUAUAGAUUUUGAUUACGAGUAUAACACGAUAGUUAAUGUUAUUGUUGGAAUGGCGAAUAACUUAUUAUGGAUUUCGUGGUCGUUGAACCAUUGGCACAAGAGACCUGAUGAUGCUUGGAAACCAUUACUUGGUGUUAUUAUGAUAUCGGCGGCCAUGUCUUUGGAAAUAUUUGAUUUUCCGCCUUUUUUUGGAGUGUUUGAUGCACAUUCAUUAUGGCAUGCAAGUACGAUUCCAGUAGCGAUCUUCUGGUACGAGUUCUUAUUGGAAGAUGCAAGGAUUGAAAGUUUCAGAGAAAGUAAAGGAAAAAAGAAGAUUAGUAAAUAA